Brachypodium distachyon (stiff brome) is the source of this 2718-nucleotide messenger RNA. Its product is annotated as ribonucleases P/MRP protein subunit POP1. Gene Ontology annotation, cellular component: nucleolar ribonuclease P complex; ribonuclease MRP complex. Gene Ontology annotation, biological process: tRNA 5'-leader removal. The transcript has 10 exons. The coding region runs from base 40 to 2586 and encodes 848 amino acids. The record is from RefSeq and is a predicted model, not a curated record. Lineage: Eukaryota; Viridiplantae; Streptophyta; Magnoliopsida; Poales; Poaceae.
CCCUCGCAAACCCUUCCUUCUCCCUCUCCCGUCCCAGCAAUGGCGGGCGGCGGCGCGGUGCCCCCGCCGCCGCGGCAGCUGGAGGUCCGGCGCUACGCGGCGGCGCGCGCGGGCGAGCUCCGGUCGCUGCACGCCGCCGUCUCGGCCCGCCUCGGGGGCGAACGCUUCCAGCAGCCCCGCUCCGCGCGCCGCCGCACCACGGGGCACCUCCCCUCCAAGCGCCGCCGCGGCACCACGAGCAGAGACGCCUCCGCCGAGGAGACAACGGAGGAGGGGGGUCGUUCCGCGCCGCGCGUGUCCAGGAGGGUGAGGCGGCGGCGGGAGCUCGCGGGGAACCCGGCGGAGGGGUUCUCCGUCGCAGGGGACGGCGCGCGGCGGCUGCGUACGCACCUGUGGCACGCCAAGAGGUUCUCCAUGGCCAGGCGGUGGGGGUUCGUCCUCCCCGUCGGUCCCCAGGGGAGUGGAAGGGGUUCAAGGGCAGUUUUGAAGUGGCUACAGAAUGGAACAGUGGUUCAUGAUGCUAGCUACUUCAUUCCAAUUCAGCUAGAAGGUCCAGAGGACUCCCUGUUAUCCAUUCUCAGAAUGGUUUUGUGUCCCCCUCCUGCAGAUGAAACACCUGAUUUGAAGCUCCUACAAGAUAAAGUUAUGCAAGGUGUUUGCUAUGAGAAUGCUAUGCUUUGGCGUACUGGGAGUCCCCAUUAUCAAAUUGUUGGACCAGUGACAUACAUGUGGCGACCACACUCAGGAGAGAGUAGCAAAUUGGAGGCCAAAGCAGAUUUGUCCAAUUCACAAACUAGAUUUGAUGAAGGAAGCUGGAAUCCUUUACAACGCCAAUUAUGGAUAUGGAUCCAUCCUGCUGCUCUCGAUGAAGGGCUUGCUGCAAUCAAAUUUGCAUGCGAGAAACAGAUGCAAGAUUUUGGUGUUGUUGUCAACUGUUUCUCACUAGAGGGCAAACUUGCAAGAUUGGAAGUCAUGGGAUCCAAGGCUAUGGAAUCUCUUAAGAGUGCAUUGCACCCAGUUAGCAAUAUGAUCGACAGGGUAAUUAGUAUGAGGAAUACAUCUAAACCAAGUGAUCCUUCUCUGGAUUCCUCUACUGGCUGUCAUCUUUUGAAAGCAUCUGCCAUCAAUCAUGCUGAGAUUCUGCAGCCUGGUGCUAUACUGUCCAUGAUAGUUGGUGACCCCAGGGAAGUUCCAUUUGAGGGAACGGAUUCUCCUUUAAAAUCAGUUCCAGACCAGGAGAACAAACACUUGGAGGAGGGAGGCCUAGUUCCAAAUGUUGAUGAGGCACCAUCUGAGGAGAGAGACAUAAUGUCAUCGAUGCACCCUGGAAGACACGAUUUGCUCCUUUCGGACUGUAGAGGAAUGUGGGAUUCCUGCUAUAAGAUAAACCCCCCUGUGGCUGAGGAGAUCCUUUGUAUGGAGAAACACCACAGGCGUAUAAAGUUUUUCUGUCUGGAUUCUGGAAAUGAUCAAGGAAAAGAAACUCAAGAGAAGGAUCUUUUCAGUCAAUCCUGCCCUGCUAUUCUUCUGAAACAGGCUAAAGAAAGGUGGUCUCUUAUUCUACCUUUGAGCUGGGUAAAGCCCUUUUGGCUCUUUCUAGUGUCUCAUGGUGCACAUGCGAUUGGCUUAAGAGACAGGCGGUGGAUUGCAUCAAAGUUCAAGAUGCCAUGCUUUCCUCAUGAUUAUCCAGACAGCAAAGCGUAUUCAUCGUUUAUGGCUGAAGAGGCUGCUGCUUUGGAUAAAGCAGCUGAGUACCGCCCUUCUGCCAAGAGACCUCCAAGAGUUCCUGUACCACCCUUAUGGCAUUGCAUCAAGGCUAGUUUAAAUAAGGAUGGCAUAGUGAAAGGUCUUGAAGUAGAUGACUUGAAGCGUUUUGCUACGGAGUUACCUGAAUGUUUGCCAGUAAAUUCCAACUGUGGAGAUUCAGGUGUUGCAUCCUUCCAACAAGUGGUGCCAAGAACCAUCCAAACCUUGAGGCAGUAUGUAAAAGAAUUUGAUAUGAAGUCUUUGAGUUCUUCAUAUGAGAUGGAAACAGAUACUGACCAACCCAAUUUAGUUUCUGGUGGUACCAUUAAAAUGUCAUGUUCUGUAAGCGGAUUGUGCCUUGUAAGGGUCCUGCUCCGAGCAUUCAAGGAAGGUUCUUUUGAAGACGGCGCUGUUGUUUGUGCCCCAUUUCCAUCAGAUCUUUCGGCUUGGAAAAUCAGAGCAGAGGACGAGGAAGAAUGUAUGGAAAAUUGGGAAGUCCAGCUCCCCCAGUCCAAUGUCAGUUCUCAUUUCUCUUGGCUGGAUCCUGGAACCAGCCACCUCGAAUUGCCCAAAGACGAAGCUGCACUGAAGGCAUUUAGGUGGCCGAUAGGCUUCGUAACUACUGGUUUUGUCCAUGGAAGUACUGGGAAAGAUGCUGUUGCAGUCGCGUUCUGUGAAGCAAGGCUUCUCGCGGUGCUGCGACGACAACAGUGGGAUCAUGAGAGCAUGCAGAGUCGAGAGAUCUGCGUCCUUGUCAGGAACACGAGGUCGACGGCGUAUCGACGAGCUCUCGCAACGGUUGUCCUGGAGCAACAGGAGGAAGAUCUAGAGUUUCUGUAGUCGUCAGCAAGUGAAGUAUUCUCUUGUCAGUUGUUUUACACUCAACAUGGAAAUUUUGCUACAUGCAUGAUAACAUUUCUUGGCCACAAAUUCGAGUUAGAUAUAAUCUGCUCUCUUUUUUCUCACGCAAAA